UACUUCCUGUUUUCCGGAAUGAGUGUAUCCUGAAUAUAGUCUACUUAUCUUGCAGCGAGCAGCUUCUAGAAACAUCGAAACGCACGGGACUCUUUUAUUUAUCUCGUAAUUUCAGCACAUGAUCUCGUCUGAUGAAGGAGGAGGGUGUUUUAGAGGUCCUUCAGCCGUUGUCCUCUGGGCCCAGUGCCUUCAUUCCAGCUGAAGUGGUUCUGUCUGAGGCAGCGGGGCAGGAGGUACUGACAGACACUCUGUCAGUUAGUCAUGCUGAUCAUGUCACUACAGUAAUGGGGAUGCAUCCCACCUACCUGAACUGCUUCUUGCGCACCCAGAAUGCUUUGCUGCAGCCAGAUGGUCCCUUGCCGCUAUCAUGGAGACACUAUAUUAUCAUAAUGGCGUCUGCUCGGCAUCGGUGUUCCUACCUGGUGCGGCUGCAUAGCUCUGCAUUUCUACUGUCCGGUGGCGAUGAGUCCUGGCUCAGAGGUAUUCACUGUGCUCCCCUUAAAGUCCAGCGCCUGCAGACACUCAACAAACUUCUAGCACAUCGGCCAUGGCUCAUCACUCAGGCACACAUACAGGAGCUUGUGUGUCCAGGAGCAGAGCCUCGCUGGUCAUUAGCGGAGCUGAUUCAAGCCGUGGUCCUCAUGAGUCACGCCCACUCUCUAGCCUCCUUUAUCUGGGGCUGUGGCAUUCACCCAGAGCCAGACUGUGCAGCUGAACAGACGUCUUCUCCAGCCACUCCCCAGGAUGGCCACACCCAUCGACACGAGUGGACUGAGGCUGUAAAUGAAGUGCAGCUGUUGAUGGAGAAGAUGAUGAUGGUUCAGCAGCAAGAAGAGGAGUUCACUCCGGAGGAGAUGGUUACUCGCUUUGAGAGAGAGAGGACUGAAAGUUUACUGGAACCAGCUGAAGUGGGCCGCUCUGUCCUCCCGGAUUCUGUCUCACGGUUUGUCCGGGAUCCAGAUUUCAUUUAUCAGGACUUCAGUCCAAAAGGAGAGCAGGCACCACCCACCAUGAGAGCUCAGGACUACUCUUGGGAGGACCAUGGCUUCUCACUCAUGAACAGGCUUUAUGGCGAGAUGGCUCAGUUGCUGGACGAGAAGUUCCAGGUGGUAUAUGCGCUGACAUAUCACACCAUGGCCAUGCACACAGAUGUGGACACCUCUACCCUCCGGAAAGCUCUCUGGAACUAUAUACACUGCAUAUAUGGCAUCAGGUAUGAUGAUUAUGACUACGGUGAGGUCAACCAGCUGUUGGAACGUAAUAUGAAGGUGUAUGUCAAGACUGUUGCCUGUCAUCCGGAGAAGACGACACUUAGAAUGUACUCCACUUUCUGGAGACAGUUCCGUCAUUCAGAAAAGGUUCACGUGAACCUGCUGUUGAUGGAGGCGAGACUGCAGGCAGCUUUGCUUUAUGCACUCAGAGCCAUCACCCGCUACAUGACCUAGCACACAUGAUGCACAAUGUCUGUAACAUGAUGUACAAAAAGGCACUAGUGCAAUACUCCAUUUAAUCUCACGCACUCCAUCAAAAACUGUGUGAUGUUAGAAAAUAUUAGGCACUACUACGAGCUCAGAUUUAGUCUCUUUCACUUUGCACACAUUGCGAACUUUAUAGUUUCCUUGGUUUUUGUUCUGCUCUGGACGUUCUGCUGCUGCUUGAUCGCCAAUGGGAUUGAUCACCAGUGCUGAUGUCAUGUGUAAAUCUUUUCCCAGUGACCUCUCUUAUCAAACUGUGAAUGUGUGUAACUUUUCUAGUGCAGUAUUCUCUCCCCUCGGUGUUUGCACGUGUCCCUGAGGCACUUGGCAAACUAUCUCCAUGCUGCCUGUCUCUCUUUAAUGGUACUUGAUUGCUGGACUCCAGCUAGCCUGAUUGUGGGAAGAAAAAAAAGCACAUUUUGUUUAUUCUUGGUGGAACAUCUGAAAUUGAAGGGAUGUUCGUGUUCAAUAAAAUAUUUUUUUACUGUUCAUGAUGGAGUGAAUGUGUCUAGCGGAGGUGGAAGUAAAAAAAAAAAAAAGUACAAUUGCUUUGUUACUGUUUUGCAUUUAUGAGGAAAAAUCUCCAAUUUCUACUCAAUAUUUGACUGAAUUUCUCUAUAAUCGUUUAUUUUGUGUCCUUGUAUCAUUAAUUUACUAUUACAUUACUUCUAAAGUGGCUUGCAGUGAUGGUGAGCUGCCACUAGAGGGCAAGAACAGCAAAAAACACUGCAAUGAAAUCACUUGUGACGCAGAUACAGUAGCGUCUGUCUGCUCCACUAUAGUGGAGUACACUAUGUUCAUGCCAUUUCGAUUUUAUUCAGCACUGGGCAUUUAGCUGCAUAUACACCAGAGCAGUGGAAUUCAAACUGGAUUUCAAACCAUUUCCUCCUGAUAUACAGGUCUUAGGCUACAAAAUUUAAAAACACAUUGAGAAUAACUGAUGUUUAGGCACAUUUUAAGGAAGCCUAAUUCUUUUUCACUUGAACUGGAUCUUUGCAUUUUAACACGAGCUGUCAAAUAUUUCUCCUGGUCAUGCUUAUGUUUAUAUUCAAAAACCUAUCAACAUGAAAAUUUCCCAUGGUUCUAUAACUUUUACAUACACUUCCAAGAAAAAGUUUGCUACCUACAUUUUGCAUUAGCUACUUUUACAGACCAUAAAAUGUGGUCUGAUUUUUGUUCAAGUCAUAAAAAUGGACAACAAAUUCUGCCUGAACCGGGAACACACAAAUGACUGUCUUUGUUAAACACACUGAUUGCAGUCAAAAGUAUGGGAACCCAUGUGUUUUAACACCUGGUAGAACUGUGUUUAGCAGCAACAUCUCCACCCCAGCAAACAUGCCCAAAUUAGUAUUGGCCUGAUGUGGGCACCGAUGUGCAAACCUUAGUGGCCCAGUAUGGGCUGCCUGUAGCAGGGAAAUGACGUGGGACUCAAAUGGGAUUUCUGUGAUCAUGCCAAAAUGUGGGCUGCCCACAGACAACCUGUGUUGAACUAUUUUGGGAUUACCCCUCGCCCACACUGUCCACAAAUUGUAAAUGGGUCUGUAAAAGGUCAGUGUCUGCAUUUCUUGUAGCUGCUGAUCAGACUUGCAUCGUGAGAUGGAAUUUUGGCCCACUGUUCCAUAUAAAUCUGUUUCUGUGAUGUCAAAACACAAAGUUUAUUUUGACCCAUAGUAACAACCUUCUGUUUUUAAUAUUCAUGUGGUUAAGUUCAUUGUCUUAUUGCAUCAUUCAACUUUCAUUAAACUUCAGGUAAUGGACAACUACCCAGCUAUCUUCCUGCAAAAGUUUGGAUCAUUUUAGUAGACUGUCUAGGCACUGAGCCAACAAACACACUUCACAUUUGAGAUUAAACUUUUGGUUUUGGUGUACAGUGUCUUUUUUCCUUUUUUUUUUUUUACUUCUUCCAAACAUAAUAUUGUGCAAUCCUUGAAAAAACUUUUGCUUCAUCUGUCAGAACUUUGUCCCAGAAGUGGUGUGGAACAUUCCGGUGAGAUGUUCAGACUUGUUAUUUAUUUAUUUAUUUAUUUAUUUAUUAUUAUUGUAUUUCUAUUGUAGUGAUUUCUUCUACAGUUUCCUUCCAUCAACACUAUCCUUAUUCAGUGUUGUUUUUAUCCUUAUUCAGGCCUUACUCUGGACGUUGCGUGCCUUUUUAUAGGCCAAGGAACUCCUACAACCUACAGCUCCAAUUUCAUUUUCAAUAAUGGGAAACCUUCACUCCACUUUUCAUGAAAUUUUCAACACAGAAUUUUCAAAAUUUUUUAAUUUUUUUACUCCUAUAAUAUAAGCUAUACAUUUUUAAUUGACAAGAACAAGUACACUUGUUUGUCAUUACUAUAAACAGUGUUUUUCUAUCAUUAUGACAG
This is a messenger RNA of Ictalurus furcatus (blue catfish), 3838 nucleotides long. RefSeq names its product sestrin 2 (gene sesn2). The record is from RefSeq and is a predicted model, not a curated record. Gene Ontology annotation, cellular component: nucleus. The coding region runs from base 132 to 1445 and encodes 437 amino acids. Gene Ontology annotation, biological process: positive regulation of macroautophagy; cellular response to L-leucine; negative regulation of TORC1 signaling. Lineage: Eukaryota; Metazoa; Chordata; Actinopteri; Siluriformes; Ictaluridae. Gene Ontology annotation, molecular function: L-leucine binding; oxidoreductase activity, acting on peroxide as acceptor. The transcript is spliced from 10 exons.